AUGCCACACCGGCUCCAAUCAAACUUUCCAACAACGGCUGGGUGGUGGAAUAGGCAAUCGUCCUGCUUCCCCCCAUCCCCUGCCCUGCUUCCCCCCAUCCCCUUCCCUGCUUCCCCCCAUCCCCUUCCCUGCUUCAACCCAUCCCCUCCCCUGCUUCCCCCCAUCCCCUUCCCUGCUUCCCCCCAUCUCCUUCCCUGCUUACCCCCAUCCCCUUCCCUGCUUCCCCCCAUCCCCUGCCCUGCUUUCCCCCAUCCCGUCCCCUGCUUCCCCCCAUCCCCUUCCCUGCUUCCCCCCAUCCCAUUCCCUGCUUCCCCCCAUCCCCUUCCCUGCUUCCACCCGUCCCCUUCCCUGCUACCCCCCAUCCCCUUCCCUGCUUCCACCCGUCCCCUUCCCUGCUUCCCCUCAUCCCCUUCCCUGCUUCCCCCCAUCCCCUUCCCUGCUUCAACCCAUCCCCUCCCCUGCUUCCCCCCAUCCCCUUCCCUGCUUCCCCCCAUCUCCUUCCCUGCUUACCCCCAUCCCCUUCCCUGCUUCCCCCCAUCCCCUGCCCUGCUUUCCCCCAUCCCGUCCCCUGCUUCCCCCCAUCCCCUUCCCUGCUUCCCCCCAUCCCAUUCCCUGCUUCCCCCCAUCCCCUUCCCUGCUUCCCCCCAUCCCCUUCCCUGCUUCCACCAAUCCCCUUCCCUGCUUCCCCCCAUCCCCUCCCCUGCUUCCAUCCGUCCCCUUCCCUGCUUCCCCCCAUCCCCUUCCCUGCUUCCAUCCAUCACCUUCCAUGCUUCCCCAUGUCCCCUUCCCUGCUUCCCCCCAUCCUUUCCCUACUCCUAUUCACUGGAAUGA
This is a messenger RNA of Closterium sp. Naga37s-1, 831 nucleotides long. The record is from the annotation of a GenBank genome assembly. NCBI's taxonomy places the organism in Eukaryota, Viridiplantae, Streptophyta, Zygnematophyceae, Desmidiales, Closteriaceae.